This is a messenger RNA of Notolabrus celidotus (New Zealand spotty), 2117 nucleotides long. It is a transcript of the gene ttll12, whose product is annotated as tubulin tyrosine ligase-like family, member 12. Gene Ontology annotation, biological process: protein modification process. The record is from RefSeq and is a predicted model, not a curated record. The coding region runs from base 71 to 1975 and encodes 634 amino acids. The transcript has 14 exons. Lineage: Eukaryota; Metazoa; Chordata; Actinopteri; Labriformes; Labridae.
GCUCAGCUGUCAGACUCUUCUUCCGGGUUUGAUUCACUCGCCUCCACGUGUGUAACACCUUAAUGCAGAAAUGUCAACAGACCCUGUGAUCCAGCUCGGGGAUGAGGAUGAGGAGUUCAUGGUCUUCACGGCUCUGCACGCUGGAGCUCUGCAGUCCUCAGGAAUCCCUCAGAUCUACUGGAGGAGCCUGCAUCACAAAAUCACCAACGAGGUUUAUGAUGCCGGGGAAGUUUUCGGCAUCAUGCGGGUCCAGGAAGAGGAAGAGGAGGUAAAUGGAAACAAUGAGGAGGAAGAUGAGGAGAAGAAGAAGGGCAAUCCUGGAGCAGAGAUCCGCUGUAAGGUGGUGGUGACACGAGAGAGCGGGCUGCAGGUGUCAGAGCCGACCAGUGUUUACCUGGUGGAUCACGCCUGGACGUAUCGCGUCGAGGGCGCCCGUCAGCAGCUGGAGGAGAUCCCCGGCCUGCUGUCCAGGAUGGCUUCCCUCAUGGGGUUGGACUUCCACGGCGAGGCCCCCGACCCAGACACGGUGGAGCUGGUGAUGGAGCGCAUGUGGAAGUACAACCAGACAUACAACAUCUCCCAGGGGUCUGCAGAGCAGAAAGUCCCCGUGUGGUACAUCAUGGACGAGUUCGGCUCUCAGGUGCAGCACUCGGACCGGCCCACCUGCAGCCUUGCUCCCUUCUUCUACAUUCAGGGUCAGCUGGCGUACUCGGUGCUGUGGCCUCUGCAGGACCUGCAGGAGGGAGACGAGGUGAGUCGUGAUUACGCAUACGGAGAGACGAGCUCUCUGGUGAGGCGAUGCCGUCUGUUACCUUGGACCUCAGCGGAUAUAGAAGACAUCAGCGAUGCCACGACAGAGCCGCCGGACUCGUACUACGAGAACAUUUUAAAGGAGAACAAGGAAAAGCUUCCUGCAGAAAUCCAGCCCAUCAGAGUCCCUGAAGACAAAGUCCUGAAGGUUUACUCUGAAAUGUCUCAGGUCACAAACAACCUGACGCUCCCACGCUUCCAGCUGACGGAGGACGAGGAGGAGGCUGAUAUCAUGUGGAGCUACAAUCACUUCAAAGACUUCAGGAAGCUGAGCGAGGAGCGACCCCACGUGAUGCUGAACCAGUUCCCCUGUGAGAACAUCGUCACCGUGAAGGACUGUUUGUCUGCCGUGGCACGAAGACUGAAAGGAGGCCCGUCUCCUGAUUGGCUCCCCGAGACUUUUAACCUGCACACAGAGCUGCCACAGUUCAUCAAGCACUACCAGCUCAGACAGCAGAGAGGAGAGGAUAACCACUGGAUCUGUAAACCCUGGAACUUAGCCCGAGGACUGGACACACACAUUACAAACAACUUGGACUACAUCAUCAGACAAAGAGAGAGCACGCCGAAGGUGGUGUGUAAGUACCUGGAGGACCCGGUGCUGUUCCACAGGGAGGAGUUGGGAAUGGUGAAAUUUGAUAUCCGCUACAUGCUGAUGGUUCGCUCCUUGAAGCCUCUGAAACUCUACACCUACAACGUCUUCUGGCUGCGGUUUGCCAACAGACCUUUCUCCUUGGACCAUUUUGAUGAUUACCAAAAACACUUCACUGUCAUGAACUACGCUGCAGGUUUGGAGCUCAAACAGGUGCACUACGAUGAGUUCAUCCCCAUGUUUGAGAAGCAGUACCCACUGUAUCCCUGGAAGGAGGUGGAGGCGGAGCUGUUUAAAGCCUUUAAGGAGCUCUUCCAGGUGGCCUCGUCACGACCUGCUCCAUAUGGUAUCUGCCCCUACCCCUCAUCCCGGGCCAUCUAUGCUGUGGACCUCAUGCUGAAGUGGAGCACAGGGCCAAACGGUGAGCGGGUCAUGCAGCCUCAGAUCCUGGAGUUGAACUUCAGCCCAGACUGCGCCCGGGCCUGUCUCUACCACCCCUCCUUCUACAAUGACAUGUUCCAGACGCUGUUCCUGGAUCAGCCCGAGCACUGCCCGGUCACACAGAUCAUAUGAACAACUCUUUUCAUACAUUGUUCAAUCUCUUUCUGUAUCACUCUGUGUUCCCUCUGCUUUUUUUUAUUGUGAUGAUUACAAAACAAACAAACACUGCUGUACAGGCGAAAGCAAUAAAACUUGUUGGACGGACCGGAUAAAA